Messenger RNA from Neltuma alba, 2274 nucleotides. Its product is annotated as 3-ketoacyl-CoA synthase 4. Gene Ontology annotation, molecular function: acyltransferase activity, transferring groups other than amino-acyl groups. Bases 369 to 1901 code for a protein of 510 amino acids. NCBI's taxonomy places the organism in Eukaryota, Viridiplantae, Streptophyta, Magnoliopsida, Fabales, Fabaceae. The record is from RefSeq and is a predicted model, not a curated record. Gene Ontology annotation, cellular component: membrane. The transcript has 2 exons. Gene Ontology annotation, biological process: fatty acid biosynthetic process.
GCCGUGAGCGGGGGUGGCCAGAUAAGGACAGUUGCAGAGGGAGAGGAGAGAGAUUGGCGAGAGAGAUAACUGAAGCAAAAUAAGCAAACAGGGCGCCUGCUCCAUCUUCCUCUCGCAGUCGCAGACCGCUUCCUUAAUCUCUUCGACUUUUUUGUAUCGUACCACCUGGUCUCUUCUCUUUUCCUUCACCUGGUUGUCGUUCUAGUUGUAUCCACCCCCACCAACAUUUCUUCCCCCUCUUCUUCUUCCUCUCUCUAUAUAUAUACUCACAUAUCCUCACGCCUUGAUAAAUCAUAACACCCAUCUCCGAUUUGCUUCUAUCCACACCCUAAUUCCCAGAUUUUUCACUCAUAUUUACUCAAUUCAAGAUGAGUUCUGAUCCCCCUGCCGCCGCCGUCAACGUUGGUGUUCCUGUUCAUACCUCCUCCCGGAGACUGCCCGACUUCUUACAGAGCGUCAAUCUCAAGUACGUCAAGCUUGGCUACCAUUACUUGAUGACCCAUUUGUUGACCCUCCUGUUGAUCCCGCUUGGCGCCGUCAUUUUUGUCCAAGCUUCUCAGACGAACCCUGACGACCUUCGCAACCUCUGGCUCCACCUCCAGUACAACCUCGUCACUGUCAUCGCCUGCUCCGCUUUUCUGGUUUUCGGAUCCACCGUUUACAUCAUGACCCGACCCAGAUCCGUUUACCUCGUGGACUUCUCCUGCUACCGCCCCCCUUCGCAUCUCCAGGCGAAAUUCACUCAGUUCAUGGAACACUCGAGGCUCACCGGCGACUUCGACGAGUCCUCCCUCGAGUUUCAGCGUAAGAUUCUGGAACGUUCCGGGUUAGGGGAAGAAACGUGCGUUCCAGAAGCUAUGCAUCACAUACCCCCCAGGCCCUCCAUGGCGGCUGCAAGAGAGGAAGCAGAACAGGUGAUGUUCGGAGCAUUAGACAACCUAUUCGCGAACACUCACGUCAAGCCCAAAGACAUCGGAAUUCUCGUGGUGAAUUGCAGCUUGUUCAAUCCGACGCCGUCGCUUUCAGCGAUGAUAGUGAACAAGUACAAAUUAAGAGGGAACAUCAGAAGCUUCAAUCUGGGAGGCAUGGGAUGUAGUGCAGGGGUCAUAGCCAUUGAUCUGGCCAAAGACAUGCUUCAAGUUCAUAGGAACACGUACGCCGUUGUGGUCAGCACUGAGAACAUCACCCAGAAUUGGUAUUUCGGGAACAAGAAAUCGAUGUUGAUCCCAAAUUGCUUGUUUCGCGUUGGUGGGGCUGCCAUUUUGUUAUCAAACAAAGAAUCAGAUAAGAGAAGAUCCAAGUACAAGCUUGUUCAUGUGGUGAGAACUCAUAAAGGAGCAGAUGAUAAAGCUUUCAAAUGUGUGUAUCAGGAACAAGACGGAGCAGGCAAAACAGGGGUUUCUCUCUCGAAAGAUCUCAUGGCCAUUGCAGGAGGAGCACUGAAGACAAACAUAACAACACUGGGUCCUCUGGUUCUACCAAUCAGCGAGCAGCUUCUGUUCUUCGCGACAUUAAUGGCGAAGAAGAUAUUCAAGGCGAAACUAAACGCAUACAUACCAGACUUCAAGCUGGCGUUCGAUCAUUUCUGCAUCCACGCCGGCGGGAGAGCAGUGAUCGACGAGCUGGAGAAGAAUCUGGAUCUUGAACCGCAACACGUGGAAGCUUCGAGAAUGACGCUUCACAGAUUCGGCAACACAUCGUCGAGCUCAAUCUGGUACGAAUUGGCAUACACAGAAGCUAAAGGAAGAAUGAGGAAAGGGAAUAGGGUUUGGCAAAUCGCGUUCGGGAGCGGAUUCAAGUGUAACAGCGCUGUGUGGAAGGCUCUGCGAAACGUGAAGCCAUCGCCCAAGAGUCCAUGGGAGGAUUGCAUCCACAGGUACCCUGUUCCGAUUCUUUCCUAAGAUUUAAUUAAUUAAAUUGAAAUUAAUAUAAUUACUUGUACGCAGUAGUAAUCGAUUGAUCAUUCGUGAUUGAUGAUGGGGUUCUAUGUAGGAUUUAUUGCUUCUCAUCACAAUCCCCAGCUGUAUCAUUACCACAUUAUUUUGUUCACUGUUACGCAGUUUUGUGUUCAUCAUUAAUGUGUUGUACUAUUAUCAUGCAUGUAUUUAUUGAUUUUUUUUUUUGCCACUUUUAACGUCAGAUUAUGCGCAUUUACUUUUGCGAUAUUCAAUUGAUGGUUUAUUAAAUCCGUUGGUGUAAUGUAUUUAAAAUUUCAAUUCUUAGAUAAAAUUGUAUUCAGCUCAAUGAAGUAAAAUAUAAUAUACUUAGAUGUGA